AGACUCAUUAAAAUAUUUGAAGCACGCGAGCAAUAGAGCGUGAUUCAAAAUCACAAAAAUCCGAUGCGAUAGCUGUCAAAUAAAUAACACUGGGAAACGGCGAGUACAAAUGACGGCGGCCACAUCUCUCAGUAUAAACAGUGACACUCAUCUAACGUCCCUUCACCGCCGUUUCCCUCUUUCUCUCUCUUCAUACACUCUCUCUCUCUCUCUCUCUCUCUCUCUCUCUCUCUCUCUCUCUUCUGUGUUUACCUUCCACUUCACGCCAAACGCCUGUACCUUCUCUCUCUCAUAACAUUUCUCUCUCUCGAACUCUGUAACAACCUUUGCAACAGCUACAUUUUCUCUCAUAUUGGUCUUCAACUUUUGUCUUCUUUGUCUUUGUAACAAUAACAAUGAAAGAAAAAGGAUUCUUGCUUUUAUACUAUUCUGGCAAGAACAAGUUGAGGUUUUUCAUGUUCCCUUUGACAUUGAUGGUUUUCAUGGUGUUGGUGAUUUCUCCAUUUGCAUUUUCACUCAGUCAAGAAGGACAAGCAUUAAUGGCAAUGAAGUCUUCCUUCAACAACAUAGCUGACGUUCUGCUUGACUGGGAUGAUGUGCACAAUGAUGACUUCUGCUCAUGGCGUGGUGUUUUGUGUGAUAAUGUCAGUGUUGCUCUUACUGUGGUAUCUCUGAAUUUGUCAAGCUUGAAUCUUGGUGGUGAGAUUUCACCAACUGUUGGUGAUUUAAGAAACUUGCAGUCCAUCGACUUGCAAGGGAACAAGUUAACUGGUCAAAUCCCGGAUGAAAUUGGAAACUGUGGUGCACUGGUUCAUCUGGAUUUAUCUGAUAAUCAGCUAUAUGGUGAUAUACCUUACUCUAUAUCAAAGCUGAAGCAACUUGAGUUUUUGAAUUUGAAGAACAAUCAGUUGACUGGUCCUAUUCCUUCUACUUUAUCCCAAAUUCCAAACCUUAAGACUCUUGAUCUUGCUCGAAAUAAGUUUAGAGGAGAGAUACCAAGGCUACUCUAUUGGAAUGAAGUAUUGCAAUACCUUGGAUUGCGAGGGAACAUGUUGACAGGAAUUUUAUCUCCCGAUAUUUGCCAGUUAUCUGGUUUGUGGUACUUUGAUGUCAGAGACAAUAAUUUGACUGGUACUAUACCUGAAAGCAUCGGCAACUGUACAAGUUUUGAAAUCUUCGAUAUAUCAUAUAAUCAGAUUACUGGGGAGAUUCCUUAUAACAUUGGAUUUCUUCAAGUAGCUACUUUGUCACUUCAAGGAAAUAGAUUAACUGGGAAGAUACCAGAAGUGAUUGGUUUGAUGCAAGCUCUAGCAAUUUUGGAUUUGAGUGAGAAUCAGUUAGUGGGACCAAUUCCUCCAAUACUAGGAAAUCUGUCUUACACCGGCAAGAUGUACCUUCAUGGAAACAUGCUCACUGGUUCAAUACCUCCCGAGCUUGGCAACAUGUCUAAACUGAGCUACCUGCAAUUGAAUGAUAAUCAACUGGUGGGGCAAAUUCCUAAUGAGUUUGGCAAACUUGUACAUCUGUUUGAAUUGAAUCUUGCCAAUAAUCGUCUUGAUGGAUCUAUUCCACAUAACAUAAGCUCAUGCACGGCCUUAAAUCAGUUUAAUGUGCACGGCAAUCAAUUAAGCGGUUCUAUUCCGUUAAGCUUUCGUAACCUUGAGAGUUUGACUUAUUUGAACCUCUCUGCUAACAACUUCAAGGGGCAUAUACCGGUUGAGUUGGGUCAUAUCAUUAAUCUUGAUACGCUGGACCUAUCUAGCAAUAAUUUUUCAGGCAAUGUUCCAGCUUCAGUUGGUUAUCUCGAGCAUCUUUUGACACUGAACUUGAGUCAUAACCAUCUUGACGGUCCCUUGUCUGCUGAAUUUGGAAAUCUCAGAAGUAUACAGACUAUUGAUAUGUCCUUCAACAAUCUGUCGGGCAACAUUCCUCCAGAAAUUGGACAGCUGCAGAACCUUGCAUCUCUGAUUUUGAACAACAAUGACCUGCAUGGGAAGAUUCCGGAACAGCUCACCAAUUGUUUCAGUCUUACUUCCAUGAACUUAUCUUAUAACAACUUAACUGGAAUAGUUCCAUCUACGAAGAACUUCACGCAGUUCUCAGCUGACAGCUUCAUUGGAAAUCCCUUAUUAUGUGGAACUUGGAUAGGAUCUAUAUGUCGUCCUUAUGUUCCAAAGUCGAGAGAGAUUUUUUCUAAAGUUGCAGUUGUAUGUCUCACUCUUGGUAUCAUCGUUUUAUUGGCUAUGGUAACUAUUGCUGUCUAUAGAUCCAUCCAAUCGAAGCAGCUGAUGAAAGGAUCUAGUAAGACUGUGCAAGUGCCUCCUAAACUUGUAAUUCUUCAUAUGGAUUUGGCAUUACAUACUUUGGAUGAUAUAAUGAGAAGCACCGAGAAUCUCAGUGAGAAAUUUAUCGUAGGGUGUGGUGCCUCUAGUACUGUAUACAAGUGUGUGUUGAAAAACUCCCGACCGAUUGCAGUCAAGCGAUUGUACAAUCAGCAUCCACACAAUAUAAGGGAUUUUGAAACAGAACUUGAAACAAUUGGCAGCAUUAGACAUAGAAAUCUUGUCACCUUGCAUGGCUAUGCACUUACUCCUUACGGGAAUCUCCUUUUCUAUGAGUACAUGGCAAAUGGUUCUCUUUGGGAUCUUCUACAUGGUCCACUAAAGGUAAAACUUGAUUGGGAAACACGGAUGAGGAUUGCUGUUGGAGCUGCUGAAGGACUUGCAUAUCUUCACCAUGAUUGCAACCCUCGAAUUGUUCACAGGGACAUUAAGUCUUCAAAUAUUUUGCUGGAUGAGAACUUCGAGGCUCACCUCUCUGAUUUUGGCACCGCUAAAUGCAUCCCAGCCACAAAAACUCACGCCUCAACUUAUGUUCUUGGAACUAUUGGCUAUAUUGAUCCUGAAUAUGCACGAACAUCUAGGCUGAAUGAAAAAUCUGAUGUGUAUAGCUUUGGCAUUGUUCUGCUUGAGCUACUUACUGGGAAGAAGGCAGUGGACAAUGAUUCUAAUUUGCAUCAAUUGAUACUUUCCAAGGCUGAUAAUAACACUGUAAUGGAGGCGGUGGAUCCAGAGGUUUCCAUUACCUGCAUUGAUUUGGCUCAUGUCAAGAAAACCUUUCAACUUGCUCUGCUUUGCACGAGAAAGAACUCUUCCGAGAGACCUACCAUGCACGAAGUAGCUAGGGUGCUUAUUUCACUACUUCCCGCACCUCCAAGUAAAGUUAAAGUUGUCGCUACUGCUGCUGCUGCUGCUAAGAGUUUUGACUAUGCACCUUUUGUGGUUGAGAAGGGACAGCAACACCGAAAAUUGGAUGGACUACCACCUCAGCAGGAUAGCAGUUCACCAAAUGCUGAAUGGUUUGUUCGUUUUGGGGAUGUCAUAUCCAAGAGCUCCCACUGACUCAUAGUGUUUUCCUACUGGGAUUCAUGUUAUAGACAAAAGUUGAUGUGUAGGGUUAAAGUAAACUCUAUUUUGUGUUUUGAUAUUUCCUUAAUUAUAUAACCUUAGGAAAUAGAUAGGAUGGCCAUAUAGGUAAUGGGUUGUCUAAAACAACUGAAAGAAAGUUUAAGGUUGCUUGCUGUAGAAGCACUUAUUCCUAGGUAUUAGAUUCUCAAAAGGUUUGAGUAUAAAUAUUCCUUGUUUUAGUUUUUUGGAUAGACACUGAUAUUGUGACCGAUGAUAUGGUUGCAUGGUGUAACUAAGUAGCAGGCACCUCAUGUCUUAUGUUAGAUAAGAAUUAUAUGAAAAGGUUUUAAGCAUUUAUGCAGUUUAUGUUAUAUCCUAAUUCAA
Trifolium pratense (red clover) is the source of this 3791-nucleotide messenger RNA. Its product is annotated as LRR receptor-like serine/threonine-protein kinase ERL1. The coding region runs from base 396 to 3401 and encodes 1001 amino acids. Gene Ontology annotation, molecular function: ATP binding; protein kinase activity; receptor serine/threonine kinase binding. Gene Ontology annotation, biological process: protein phosphorylation. The record is from RefSeq and is a predicted model, not a curated record. Lineage: Eukaryota; Viridiplantae; Streptophyta; Magnoliopsida; Fabales; Fabaceae. The transcript has 27 exons.